Molecule: messenger RNA, 1380 nt
Organism: Micromonas pusilla CCMP1545
Lineage: Eukaryota; Viridiplantae; Chlorophyta; Mamiellophyceae; Mamiellales; Mamiellaceae
Exons: 1
Coding region: 1-1380 (459 amino acids)
Molecular function (GO): protein binding
Source: RefSeq, a predicted model, not a curated record
AUGGACGGCGCGCCCCCUCCCGGGGCUGGCGCCCCCCCGCCUCGCGAGCCGGUCCCGGUGGAUCCUCCGCCGAUGGGCCCUCCGCCGCCGACCGCGGCGGCGGCGGCGGCGCCACCGCCGAUGGGUCCUCCCCCGACGCGCGCGGGUCCUCCUCCUCCCCCGCCGGCGUUCCCUCCUCCUCAUCAUCAUGACGCCGCGGCGUCGGCGCCGCCCCACGCCGCGCCCGCGCCCGCGCCCGCGCCGCCUCCCGCGCGUCCGCCCGCGCCGCCCCCGCCGCCCCCGGCGUGGCGACCCUCCGCGGUGUUCGAGCGCGCGCCCGGCGCGAUGACGUUCACGCCGAUCCCGCCGUCGUCGGUGCGUCCGGGGGACCUCGUCGCGACGCACGCGCUCGCGCGUCAGGGCGCGUGGCGGCUCGUCCUGGACAAGACGAAGCACUUCCUGCUCACCCCGGGGAGCUCCCCGGGCGCGGGCUCGCCGCAGUGGCUCGCGGCGAAGACGUACCAGAUCGCGUCGCUGGUGAAGCUUCGAUCGCACGCGGCGGCGAGCGAAGAGAUGCGCGCGCUCGGGGACUUGGACGACCCGAGGUACAACACGAACGCGGACGGGAGCUGCGCGACGCCGUUCGCGCUGCGGUUGAUCCGCGCGGACCUGCCGCGGCUGUUGGGGAGGAUGAGCGAGUCCCUGGACGCGCACUACGCGCUCGCGGAGCGCUGCUCGCGCGAGGCGAACGCCGCCGCGGACGAAGAUGAAAAAACGCGGUGGUCGCGUCGACGAGACUGCGCGCUGCACGCCGCGGUGAACCUCCACCUCGGCGCGAAGGACCACCUCGCGGCGCUCGCGCGGUUGGACUGGCUCGCGCGGCGGUGCGCGUCCACCGCGGAGCGCGCCGUCGUCCUCUCCCUCGCCGGCCGCGUGCAUCUGCACUUGGGCGACGUCGACGGCGCGCGGAUGUGCUUCGACGCGGCGGCGGCGGCGGCGGGACCGGAUGAUGAGCCGCGCGACGACGACGACGGGUACGACUACACGCGCGCGCAGAGAGCCAUCGACGCGGGGCUGCUCGCGUUCGCGACGAAGGAGUACGCGACGGGGAAGAAGCACUUCGAAGACGCGCUGCGCGUUUCGCCGAGGGACCCGAACGCGGCGAAUAACCUCGCGGUGGCGCACGUGUACGUCGGCGACCUCGCGGGCGGGGUGAAGGUUUUAGAGCGCGCGAUGACGACGGACGUCACCGCGAACGCGCAGAAGGAGUCGCUCGCGACGAACUUGUGUUCGAUGUACGAGCUGCUCGCACCGGAGCCGGUCGUCGCGAAGCGGGCGCUCGCGGGGUGGCUCGGGAGGGUCGCCCCGGACGAUUUGGACCUCACGUGCACGCGGUUGUGA